Rhododendron vialii is the source of this 1047-nucleotide messenger RNA. Its product is annotated as serine/arginine-rich splicing factor RSZ21-like. Lineage: Eukaryota; Viridiplantae; Streptophyta; Magnoliopsida; Ericales; Ericaceae. Bases 132 to 614 code for a protein of 160 amino acids. The transcript is spliced from 6 exons. Gene Ontology annotation, biological process: mRNA splicing, via spliceosome. Gene Ontology annotation, cellular component: nuclear speck. Gene Ontology annotation, molecular function: zinc ion binding; RNA binding. The record is from RefSeq and is a predicted model, not a curated record.
AAUUAACUCACCCUCCACUUCUCGAGUUGAAAGCUCGGGAAAGUCUCCAAAUCGUACGUUACUUCCACUGCCUUUGCUCCGAGUCACGACUCAACCUCAAAACCCUAGAAAUCUCUCAAAGGUAACUGAGAAUGUCUCGAGUUUACGUUGGGAACUUGGACCCGCGGGUUUCGGAAAGGGAACUCGAAGACGAAUUCCGCACCUACGGCGUUCUCAGGAGUGUUUGGGUUGCACGGAGACCACCUGGGUAUGCCUUUAUUGAGUUUGAUGAUAAGAGGGAUGCUCUUGAUGCAAUUCGUGAUCUUGAUGGGAAGAAUGGCUGGCGUGUGGAGCUUUCGCACAAUUCUAAAGAAGGCAAUGGCAGGCGUGGAGGAGGUGGAGGGGGUGGGGACUUGAAGUGUUAUGAGUGUGGUGAACCAGGUCAUUUUGCACGAGAAUGCCGUUCGCGCCUUGGUUCACGGGGUUUGGGGGGUGGACGUUAUCGUAGCCCCAGUCCUCGACGCCGCGGUAGUCCAAUUUAUGGGCGAAGGAGUUAUAGCCCGGUGGGGAGAAGGUCCCCACGCCGACCUAGCUACAGCAGGUCACCUCCUUAUCGCCGCUCUUACCGUGAUUAAUUUUCACUUCUGGGUUGUAUUUUGGCAGAGACUAUAAGCUGGGGGAAGACUUGAAUCAACAUGCAGGUGGAAAGGAAAGGAUGAGAUCUCUGCUACACUGUAGUCCUGAUAGUAUUGGUUAAGAAGAGAGAGUAGAGUUUUAUGAAUUCUUGUCGAGACAAUUGGUGUGUUUUGAACUUGGCUUUGGAUGGUUUCUACAGUUGUUUUUGCCGCCGAAAGGGGUGCUUUGGACUGUUUGUGUCGCCCUGCUCUCCUCAGCCGCUCAGCGUACUGGAGGUUUCUUUUAUACUUUAAACUGUCUACUAUCACUGCUUAUAUUUUUUGCGUUGACUUUCUUGACCGAAUCGAUGCAUUCACGUGGAUGUCCGUGAACUAAAUACUGUGUCGUUUGUUUUGAGUUCGAUUUUAGGCGAAAUCAGCAAAUUUUGCCUCC